Molecule: messenger RNA, 1637 nt
Organism: Helianthus annuus (common sunflower)
Lineage: Eukaryota; Viridiplantae; Streptophyta; Magnoliopsida; Asterales; Asteraceae
Product: probable (S)-N-methylcoclaurine 3'-hydroxylase isozyme 2
Exons: 2
Coding region: 39-1493 (484 amino acids)
Molecular function (GO): monooxygenase activity; heme binding; iron ion binding
Source: RefSeq, a predicted model, not a curated record
CCAAAACAUAUAUCACAACUGGUUUCUUAGAAAAUACUAUGUCAUUUUCUCUCUUUCUUCUACUAACACCCUUGUUUCUAGUAUUCAUCAUUAGGAAAUAUUUGAAAUCCGGAAAGAAGCUCCCACCAGGCCCACGACCAUGGCCGAUCAUCGGAAAUCUAAACCAAGUAGGAAAGAACCCUCAUGUCUCAACUGCCAUCUUGGCUCAAGAACAUGGCGGACUUAUCUCUCUCCAUUUAGGUACUCAGGUUCUCAUUGUUGCAUCUUCUCCUGAGGCAGCCAUGGGAAUUCUUAGGACACAAGACCGCUUUCUUUCUUCUCGUUUUGUUCCUAGUGCAUUUCACUCUAACUAUUUACCUUUCGCACUUAUUUGGUCACUAGACUGUAAUGAAAACUGGAAAUCCUUAAGAACCCUUUGUCGAAUUGAGAUGUUCUCAGUUAAGGCCUUAGAGUACCAAUCUAGUUUGAGAGAGGAAAAGUUGGCUCAAAUGAUAGAUUUCUUACGUAGAAAGAAAGGACAAGUUGUUAACAUAGAGGAAGUUGUUUUUACAACAAUGUUUAACACUUUGAGCAACAUUUUCUUUGGAAAAGAUUUUCUUGAUUUAGAAGAUCAACGCGGAACUGCAAGUGGUUUGAAAGAGAAACUAAUCAAGAUAUUGGAGAAUGGACUUGCACCAAAUAUAAGUGAUUUUUUCCCAAUAUUGCAGAGGUUGGAUCUUCAAGGGCUAAGAAAGCAAACCUUGAGACAUGUGGAUGAGGUAUUUGAUUCUUGGGUGGGUAUAAUUAAUGAAAGAAGAUCGGUUGCAGCCGCGAAUAAGGAACAUUGUUUCUUGGAUUGCUUGAUUGAGAAUGGCUUCUCAAAUGAGCAGAUAAAUGUAUUGGCUUUGGAGUUAUUCACAGCGGGUACAGAUACAACAACCUCGACAAUUGAAUGGGCUAUGGCUGAGUUGAUAAAGAAUAAAAAUGUUAUGUUUGAACUUCAAGAAGAGCUAAAACACAAAAUCAACUCUAACACCAUUGUCGAAUCCGAAAUUUCAAAUUUGCCUUAUCUAAACGCGUGCAUUAAAGAAACCUUAAGAUUACAUCCUCCUGCCCCUCUUUUGCUUCCACACCGUGCGAUCCAAACAUGUGAGGUCUUGAACUAUACAAUCCCUCGUGGGGCCCAAAUAUUGGUGAACAUUUGGGCAAUUGGUCGAGACCCAAAAAUUUGGGAAGAUCCUCUUUCGUUCAAACCCGAAAGAUUUCUUGGCUCAAGUUUGGACUUUAGAGGGAAAGACUUUGAGUUCAUACCAUUCGGUGCAGGGAGGAGGAUGUGUCCGGGUUUACCCUCUGGUAUUACCAGUGUUCAAUCUAUACUUGCAUCUUUGAUACUUCGAUUCGAUUGGAUUCUUCCAAGUGAUCAGGAUCCAGUGAAGCUCGAUAUGAAUGAAAAAUUUGGGGUGACUUUGCAAAAGAAUAAACCUCUACAACUCAUUUUCAAACAUUUAAACUAAUCAUAUGUAGUAGUUACUAAGUUUUAGUAGUAUUUUUUUCCAUUUGUGUUUAAAUGUUCGUGAUCCGACCAACGCUGCAUAAUAAAUUGCACAUGUACUAGUUAUAUAAUAAUAUUUUGAAUAAUGAAAGCUUCUUCACUUUGA